Trichoderma virens Gv29-8 is the source of this 990-nucleotide messenger RNA. RefSeq lists its product as uncharacterized. The transcript has 5 exons. NCBI's taxonomy places the organism in Eukaryota, Fungi, Ascomycota, Sordariomycetes, Hypocreales, Hypocreaceae. The coding region runs from base 1 to 990 and encodes 329 amino acids. The record is from RefSeq and is a predicted model, not a curated record.
AUGUCUUCUAAAACCGUCGUCGUCGUGGGUGCCACUGGCUUACAGGGAGGAUCUGUUGUUGAAGAAUUUCUCAAGUAUCCCAAUGAGUAUCGCAUCAAGGGUCUUACCCGCGAUGUCUCCAAGCCAGCUGCGUUGAAGCUUGCGGCAAAGGGAGUGGAUGUUCAAACUGCAGACCUCAGCGCUGGCCAAGAAGCACUGGAAAAUGCCUUUGCCGGGGCAAGCAUCAUCUUCGGCCUAACUGAUUUCUGGGCUACUAGGUCCAAGGUCAUUGAGAUUGCGCAGGGUAAGGCCUUGGUGGAUGCCGCUGCCAGGAUUCCGACGCUGGAACACUUUGUGUGGAGUGCUCUGCCUGAUCCGAUGGAGCUUUCUCAGGGGAGAUUCUACCAUGUGCACCAUUGGAAGAGCAAGGCAGAUGUAACAGAGUAUAUCAAGGAAAAGCAGCCUGAGCUGUGGAAGAAAACGACGACGGUUUUGUUCCCCAAUUACUUUGAGAACUGUUUGACUGACCCUCAGGGGUAUUUGCCACGCAAGGUCUCUGGAAAGCUUGUGCGCGAGUUUCCAGUUGGUCCCCACACACUUUUGCCAAACGUUGCCAUUGCCGACACGGGCAAGCUCGUUCGUACUGUUGUGGAGAAUCGGCAGACCUAUUUCGAAAAGUCAAUCGCAUUCUAUGCUCAGGGAAUAUCGGAGGGCGACAAGCUGGUUACACUGGCGAAGGAAAUUGGCAUUCCAUUCGAGUACAAGAAAUCAACCCCAGAGCAGUUCCAGAGACGACUGGAAGCGGCUGGCAUGACGCCCGAGACGGCUCUGGAUUUCACGGAGCAGCUCUUGAUAUUCGAAUAUUUCGGCAACAUUUAUGCAAGCCAUGAUUUUGUUCAGGCUAAAGAGAUCCCUGGCCUGUCGUUGCAGUCGUGGGAAGAGUUUGUCCUUGAGAACAAGGAGGAAUUGGUGGAGAAGAUUGAAUCAGGAAACGGUCCUUCUCGGUGGUAA